Messenger RNA from Drosophila navojoa, 11214 nucleotides. RefSeq names its product SET domain-containing protein upSET (gene upSET). The record is from RefSeq and is a predicted model, not a curated record. NCBI's taxonomy places the organism in Eukaryota, Metazoa, Arthropoda, Insecta, Diptera, Drosophilidae. Gene Ontology annotation, cellular component: Rpd3L-Expanded complex; Set3 complex. Gene Ontology annotation, biological process: regulation of DNA-templated transcription.
GCAACUGCAGCAUCAGCAGCAGCAGCUAUAGGAACUGCAGUGCAACGCGACUAAAGUCACAAAAUACAAAAAUAUUAAAGGAACAGCAGCAGCAACAUCAUCGGCGGCCGCAGCGGCAAAAGCUUUUAGUGAAUAAGAUGUCUAGUGAGGCAGUGUUGUGAAAUGCCAAAAGUUAAUACACAGCAGAAACCGCAGCAGCAAAAAGAGCAACAAAAACUUAGCACCAGUUAAAAGCAGCCUCCCCGCCCCAUCUAACUUAGGUUUAAACUACUUCUAUAAAUAUAGAAACAAAAAGAGAUAUUUAUAAAAUAAAAUAUUAUUUUGUGAGCAAUUGAAUUUCGAAAAAAUGCCCAUGUCCACGCACGAUACCGUCUUCGUGGAGCCUGUCGUCGGCAGCAGCGGCAGCAGCAGCGGCAACAACAGCAGCAGUAGUACCAGCAAUAGUAGCGCCAGCACACGAAUCGGGAUCAGUGGGUCUCAGCAGCAGCAUCCGCCACAUAUUGUAAUUGAUGGCAGCAGCUUGUCGACGCAGGCACAGCUGAAGCGGAUUAUGCAGCGACGAAUGUCCAUUCAGGCCCAGCCCGCCCAGAAGUACGCGGUGCGUACGACAACAGCGCAACAGCAACAGCAGCAACAUUUGCCCCAACAGCAGCAGCAGCAGCAACAUGAAUUGCUCAAUCCGCAGAUCUACAAAAUUGUCACGACCGAUGGCAGCACCAGCAACGUCAUCAUCGACACCUCCGCUGCAACACCGCCGCAUAACUCGAAGCUGUUGCUCAGUAAUCUCACGGUGCUCUCCAAACAGGCGCCCGCCCUGUCCUCACAGUCGCAACACCAACAGCAGCAGCAGCAGCUCAGCUAUGUGAAUGCUAAGAAUCUGCCGUAUGUGACGGCAACGCCCACGCUCAAGCAGCAGCAACAGCAAAAGUUUGGCACAAUUGGCGCCUACAAAGCUAUGAAUGCCAGCGCCAAUGCCAAGCAGCUGCAGGGUUACGCACAGGCGACGCAGCAGGGUAGCGGCACGCCGGUCAUGCAGAAGGUAACGCUGGGCUCACGGGUUGUGACGCGACUCCAGUCAUAUGUGGCGCCCCAGCAGCAACAGCAACAGCAGCAGCAGCAGCAGCCGCCGCAGAUCAUUGUACAGUCGGCGGCAGCGUCGCAGCAGAAAUACGUUAGCAGGCCGGCGAUAACGACAACGGCGGCGGCGCUGCUCAAGAAGGCCAAUCAGAAAAUAACUGUCAAAAGUGUUGGCAACAUGUUACACCAGCAGCAGCAUCAACAGCAACAGCAGCAACAUCAGCAGCAGCAACAACAGCAUCAGCAACAGUUAAAAGCAAUCAUCUCUUCACAGCAGGCAACACACAAGGCAGGCGUUAAAACCAAAUUCGUCAAGCAGUACAGCAGCGCGUCCAGCGGCCUAUCCAUUGCUGCGGUGCCACAGCAGCAGCAACAGCAACAACAGCAGCAGCAGAAUGCCUAUGGCAAACAGCACCAACAGUUGACGCCCAAUAAGCUGAGCAAACUGACUGCUAGCAGCAACACGAAAUAUGUAUUGCAGCAGCAGCCACUGCAACAGUUAGCCGCCAACUUGCCACAAGGCACGCAGCUGCAGCAGAAGACCACAACGACGUCAGGGGGCGGCAGCGGCGGCUACAUGUUGCAGCAGUCGACGGCAGGUGCCAUCAAGUUUGUCAACUCACACGGCACCGUCAUCCAGCAGCAUACGCCCCAGAGCCAGGUCAAGCGCAUUCACUACAACAGCAGCAGCAGCGACAGCAGCACCGAUCACCACCAGCAGCAGCAGCAGCAUCAAUCCUCCUUGAUCACAGACGAUGUGAUGAUUGUGAAUGGCACGCAGAUGACAGAUGAGCUCUCGGCGCGCAUUCUGCAGAGCAUGGCUCAAAAGUCCUUUAGCCAGCAGCAGCAGCGCUUUCAACAGCAGACAACACCAACAUCAACACCAACACCAACACCAACAUCAACAUCAACAACAGCAGCGGCAGCAGCAGCAGCAGCAGCAGCAAAUGCAAGCAUGCCUCCGCCACAGCCAACGUUGACACCCACGCAAAUUAUAUACGGAGGAAAUAGCAGCAGCAGCAGCAGUAGCAAUAGCAACAACAGCAGCAGCGGUAGCAAUAGCAGCAACAACAACAGCAGCAACACUGCAACAGUAACGUCAAACAAUCUGCUGUUGAGCCACUAUCAAGCUGCAGCAGCCGCAGCAGCCGGCAUGUCGCCCAGCUCGUCGUCAACAGCAACAUUGACGCCAGCCUCAUCGCCAUCGCCCUCGCCAGCUACGUCAUCGCCAGCAUCUGGCUCGUAUCUGACGGUGACUUCCUCCAGCGCGCCCUCGGUGAGCAUCUCUUCGCAUGGCUUUGCCAGCGGCAGUGCCGCAAUGUCCUCCUACAUGUCGGCGACGGCGGCGCGUCGUCAGUCGGUCAGUGCGCCCACCAGUCGAGCCACGUCGCUCGAGCGCAAGCAAAUCCAGCAGCAGCAACAGCACCUGCUCCACGAGGCUGUGACAGCAGCAGCAGCAAACAUGCGCAAACCGCCGCCCACUGUGGUCGAGUAUUACAAGCACAGCAGCAGCAGCUUAAGCAAUUUAAACAGUGGCCUGCGCAGUAGCAACUCCAGCACGGGCUUAAAUACAGCGAUGUCAACGUCGGGCUCAUCAGCGAGUCCACAUUUGCACGUGGAGACAACGACGCUUUUGAUGAAGCCUCAGCAGCAGCCGCAACAACAACAACAACAACAGCAACAGCAGCAACAACAGCUGAACGCAAACGAAGAGGAGCUGUACAUAGAGGAAGUGCGUCCAGUGCCUGUGCACACACAAGACUUGCGUUUGCAGCAAUUGCACGCCAUAAUGCAGGAUCACACUUACGCCUCUCAGCAGCAGCAGCAGCAACAACAACAACAACAACAACAACAGCAGCAGUCGGCGAUCGGUGGAGCUACAGCCGCGCAGCAACUGCAGCCACAGCAGUGGUCCCUUGGCGGCAUUGGUGUCACUGUCAGCGGCUCCGCAACAACUCCAGGGGGCUUUAACAGUUUCUAUGGACAACAGAUGGGCCGCCAUGUGCCGCAUGAUGAUGACGCGCACUCGGCUAUAAGCGGGAGCUCACGUCUGGCCAGCGCCGAUAUUGAUCCAGGCGAGGAGACGGAAACAGCGCCCGAGGCAGAAGCUGAGGAUGAUUCGGUUACCCGCUGCAUCUGUGAGCUAACCCAUGACGAUGGGUACAUGAUCUGCUGCGACAAGUGCUCCGCCUGGCAGCACGUGGACUGCAUGGGCAUCGAUCGCCUCAACAUACCCGAGGAGUAUCAGUGCGAGCUGUGCCAGCCGCGCCCCGUGGACAAGGCCAGGGCACGUGCGCUGCAGCGCCAAAAGCGUCGAGAGCAUAUGCUGCUCGUGGCUACACAAGCGGCAAGUGGUGCGCCGCCUGCAACGGGAACUGCGGCAGCCGCUGUUGGCGCUUCAGCGGCAGCAUCAGCAGCCAAUUCAAUGGGCGGAGCAGCAACAGCGACGGGAUCCCUGCUGUACAACAGCCAAGAGCUGCCGCAACAACAGCAGCAGCAACAGCAGCAACAACAACAUCAGCAGCAGCCACAACAACGGCUCGGAGCCGGCCCGAAUGGUGGCUUCGGCCCAGCUGCUGGUGGCUUAACCAAGAAAUCAAAGAAAACCAAAGAUGGCGCAGCCGGCACGCUGAAGAAGAGCAAGAAGAGCGGCGACAAGCUGAAUGCCAGUGGCGGGUCAACCGGCGGCACAGGAAGCUCCAAGUCGACAAAGAAGAGCAGCAAGCGCAAGAGCAAAUCCGGCGGCGAUGGCGCAGGUGGCAGCAGCCCAGCCUUGACUGCUGCCGAGAAGCAUGCUGCCAACUUGCGUCAGUGGAUUGAGCACUAUGAGUACGCCGUAACGAAUCAUUAUUCGCCCGAGUUGCGUGCCCGUCUGCAUGCCAUACAGAAGCAGCCCAGCCUCCUGCAAAGCAUACAGAAUACAGAGAAUAAGGCGCUGCGUCUGAUUGCUGGCGGCUGUGCCUCGGAGCUGGACAAGCGCGCCCAGCUGAUACCGUAUGCGGGUGCCAAGGUGUUGAUCAGCAGCGUGGAUCUGGCGCCGCAUGCGCCCAUCCAUGAGCUGCGUGGCAAGUACAUGCUGACCACGCAGUUUCGCACGCAGAAUCCCACCGUGAACAUGAAUACGCCGCCGCCGAGCAACUAUCUGAACAGCUUCAAGGUGCACAAGACGCCCGGACAGUUUGUGUUCUUCUACCAGCUUCCCGGCGUGGAGACGCCCAUGCAAACGCAUCAGCAGCAGGCGAACCAUCAGCCGCUGCCCGCCUACCUCAAGGGACCCGAGGUGUGCGUCGAUACGCGAACCUAUGGCAACGACGCCCGCUUCGUGCGUCGCUCGUGCCGGCCCAAUGCCGAGCUGCAGCACUACUUCGAGAAGGGUACGCUGCAUCUGUAUAUUGUGGCGCUGACGCACAUUCGAGCCCAGACGGAGAUCACGGUGCGGCACGAGCCGCACGACCUGGCAGCUGUGGAGCAGAAGAAGUCCCACUCGGCGGUCAUACAGCCGACGAGCACACGGUGCGCCUGUGAUCUGGGCAGCGAUUGCCUGUUCGCCCUACCGCUGGCUGUGCAACAGCAGCUGCAGGCACCGCCCGCUCAGCCGCGCAGCAGUCAUCGCAACAAGGCCGCCGCUGCAGCGGCAGCAGCAGCAACGGCUGCCAAUAGCGCCGCAGCAAUACAGCUGACCAUGGGUCUGGGCAGCACAGUGGCAGCGGCAACGGCACGCAAUCGCUCCACCUCCUCCAGUGGCGAGAGCAGCAGCCACAUGGGCCUCAACAGUCCGCAGCUGAGCCAGUUGAACUUGGGCUUUAAGCCCAGUCCGGCUGCCACGAUGAGCACGAUGGGCAACGGCGUGACGGCGGCGGCAACAGCUGCGGCAAUGCUCUGUAAUAGCAACAGUAACAGCGGCAACAGCAACAACUCGUGCUCCGUUUCCAUGUCCAGUGUGCUGCAUGACUCGGGCAUUUGUACAUCGUCCUCGUCGCCAUCGGUGUCCAUUCCAUCGCCUACGCCCACGCAAUUGCAGUCGCCCACGUUGCAGCAGCAACCGCAGCAGCAGCAGCAACAACAACAGCAGCAGCAGCAGCAAUACGCACAGCAACAGCAACAGUUGGCUGAUGAGGCACGCAUGGCGGUUAGCGCAUUACAAACUUUACAUGCCACACCCACGGCGCACAUGGCUACGCCCAUAAAAAUUACAACAACUCAGCCACUUAACCAACAGCAGCAGCAGCAACAGCAACAUCAACAACUACAGCAAUUCCAAUUGCAACAGUCACAGCAACAACAGCAACAUCAACAGCCAUCACCCCAGCAGCAAGCACAGAUUUAUCAGACAGCAGUGUCGCCCACCAAAACGCCUUCAAAAGCGAACUCACAGCUCAACAACAACUGCAGCAGCAGCAACAAUAAUAAUAAUAACAAUAACAACAAUAGUAUCAAUUUAACUCCAACAACACGCAAAACGCCUGCAAAAGCAGCAGCAGCAACAACAACACCAACAGUUAAUAGCUCCGCCGCACGCGAGGCCAAGGAGGAGGAAUCGUCGACAGUCGCAACAGCUGCAAGCACGCCGGCAACAUCAACGCCCGCUGCCAAAAAGGACAAGCCAAAAUCUCGCGAGGAACGCAAGUUGGAAGCCAUUCUGCGUGCCAUCGACAAAAUGGAGAAGCAGGAGGCGCGCGGCAAGAAGGCUAGCGCCGGUGCAGCGGCGGGUGCAGAGAGUCGCCAAGUGGGUGGGAAGCAGCGCAUGAGCAAUUCGCCAGCAUCGCCGCGCAAACGCAAUGCCAGCAGCAAUUCCAUGAGUGAGUCGGCCGACGGCAGCUCUCUGAAUUUGGGCACGCCCACCAGCACCAACAACAACAACAACAAUAAUAGCAGCAAGGGUGGCGCAGCAAGGCGCAACAAAAAGAAGCGCAAAGUGAGUCGCAGCUACAACAACCACAAUAAUAACAACAGCAAGCGCAGAAAGAGUCUAAGUGAAUCGGAUGGUGAAUCGCAUAACGAAUCGGAGCUGGCUUCACCGGCUCUACAGAAUCAAAAUCUGAAUCUGAGUCAGCAUCAGAAUAUAAUGCAGCACAACAACAACAACAGCGCGCAACAGCAGCAGCAGCAGCAGCAGCAACAACAACAACAAUCGACAGAUCAGGCUGCGGGCUUGCUACUGGCAUUGGCGCAUAACAACUGUGAGCCCUUCAAGCCGCCAGCAUCAACGUCUGCGGUGAGCAGCGCCUGUUUGCUAAUUGAGGCAGCAAUGGGUCCGUUGGAGCAGCAGCCAGAGCAACAGCAAUCGCUGCAAUCGCCAUCCGUUGGGGAGUUCAAGUAUCCGCCCAGUGGCGCCAAGACAAAGAAGUCGCUCAUGUCCAGCUGGUUUCAGUCGGAGCAAUGCGAGCAACAAUCUGGACUGGACAGUCUAGUCCAAGCAGCCAUGAGCGAAAUAAAUGGCUCAAGGGAGCAGCUGCAACAGCAACAGCAACAGCAGCAACAGCAGCAGCAACAACAGCAACAGGUGCAGCAAAUUCCGGCACAGCAGCCGCAGCAACUGCAAAUCGAUGCUCCAGCGCUGCUCAAAGUGGAACAGUUCAUACAUCAAGUGGAGGCCACUGAGCGCUCGCAGAUGCCUUCCGUGCAGAACAAUUCGUCGGUGAAGAAGCGUUGGCUGCGCCAGGCCAUUAGCGAAGAAACAACCGAUGAGAAUCAGCCCCAGGCAACGGUGACGCCUACGCCCAGCAUAUCGCCGUUGCAACAGCAACAACAACAACAACAACAACAGCAGCAGCAGCAGACGCCGCCUUUGCUCUCGAAUGGCUUCAGCACGCCGUUGAAGAAGCGUCGUCUGGUGGUCGUCAGCAAUGGUGGAUUGGAGGCGACGGCGGUCGAGGAGCCGCACAUCGAUGUCAUUGGCAGCGCCGGUGAGGAGGAGCACAAAGUGGAGCAAUUGGAGCAGGCACAGACGGAAGUGCUGAAAGUCGAGACGCAUCAGCACUUUGAACAGGAUGACGAUGUGGACAUUUUGCGGUCGCCCAGUCCCGGCGCACAGCAAAUCGUUGCUGAGGACAAUCUGGUCAAGAUUGAGCCGGAAGACACCAGUGCCGCCGCGGAGGAUGUUAAGAUCGAUGUGGAGCGUGAGGAGAGUCAAGCGUGUGACAAGUUUGAAGAGUUGAUCAAUGUUAAGCGCGAGCAGGAGGAACAGCAGCAACAACAACAGCAACAGCAGCAACUGCAGCAAGAGCAACAACAGCCAGCCAUCGCCAAGGUGGAGCCUUUGGCAGGAGAGAAGCAGCAGGUGACUAAAGUGGAGCCCAAGGCUGAGAUUAAGCCGGAGCCAUCAGCUAAAGUGGAGCCACUGCCCGAGCCCAAGCCAGGUGAAUCAUUGCUGCGCACAGCAGCAAUGACUGCUAUGCCGGCCAAUGCUGCAACAGCAACAGCAGCAAUUGAAACGGCGACUGUGGCUGAGACCAAGGCGACUGCCAAACCGCGCGCAGCAGCUGUGAAGGACGAGGAUGAACCGCUUAAAAAGAAGCCCAAGUUGGAAUCAAACUCAACAGCAGCAACAACAACAGCCGUAGCAGCAUCAGCUGCAAUGCCAGCAGCAGUAACAGCAGCAACCACAACAUCUGCAACAGUUGCUGAUGUAGCAACGUCAACCCCAACGGCGGCGACAACAACAACUGCAACAGCAAUAGCUACGCCUUCAGCCAGCAGCAAAAACCUAACCGAGCUGGACAUACAGGAGCGUCUCUUAUCCUUCCAUGCUGAGAACAUCUCCUAUUUGCAGUCGCGCAACAAAAAGGCAACUAGCAGCUGUUCCGGCAAGAGCAACAACAACAACAACAGCAGCACCAGCAAUAAUAUUGCAGCCGGCGUUGACUUGCCCACCAAAAAGUCCAGCAAGGUGAAGAACGAGAAGCGCGAGCGCGACAAGCAGAUCAAGAAGUCGAAAAAGGACAAGAAGAAGUCAAAGGAGAAGGACAAACUGAAGGCGGCAGCUAUCGCAGCAGCCUUGGCCGUUGCUGCGCCUGAGGCCAAAAAGAAGCAGCCCAAAGAGACGAAGCAGCAAUUCCAAUUGCCAGCUGCUGUAGCAGCAACAACUCCCACACCUGCAACUCUCACACCUGUGACAGCGGCAGCAAUAACAGCAACAACGAACGGCAAGACCAAACACAAUAGCAACAUGGUCGAACAACAGCAGCAGCAGCAGCAGCAGCAGCAAUCGGCGCUACGACGUCGCACCAUGUCAAUGUGUGUUACGGCAGGCACGCCUACAACGCCCACUGUGCCAACAACUCCAGUACUAGGGGCCACAAAGAAGCGUCAGACCAACUUUGAGCAGGAGCUGACGAAGCCCAACAGCCAAAUACUCAGCAGCAGUCUAUUGCUUAAUACCAGCAAAACACCGCAGCAGCAUCAGCAAACGGCAGCAGCAUCAGUACAUCAUCACCACCAUCAGCCGCAGCAGCAGCAACAGCAGGAGGCAACCGGUUCUAUAAGCUUGGCAGCCGCCAUAGCCAGCGGCAAAUUGACGCCGAUCAGUCGACGGCGCGAAUCUAUGUGCGGCAGCAGGCAGCAAGCGCUCAUUGCGGCCGCUAUGAAAAAGGAUAAGAAGGAAAAGAAGAAGAGCAAGAAAAAGGAUCGUGAGAAGAAGCAAAAGGAGAAGGAGAAAGGCAAGCAAAAGGACAAAGACAAGGACAAGGACAAGGAGACAACAAAGGCUAAGGCCAAUAAUCAACAGAAGCAACAGCAGACUACUACAACAACUGCGAAUGCAAUGCCCAACAAGGCAGCAUUAGCUAAGCCAGCCUUAACAAAGCCAGUCACAGCCACGCCCACGCCCCCUGUUCAUUCAGUGCCCAUAUCAGCUGCUCCGAUACCCGUACUAAUCACGCAACCAACAUUGUCAACGCCACCAACAGCAAUGCCAACAGCAGCGAUGUCUGUGCCACCUGUCGGUGCCCCCCUGCCGCAGCUGCCCUUCUACAACACCAUCUAUGGCAAAUUGCAGGAGCCGCCUGUGAUGCCGGCCAUUGCAUCGUUGGUGUCUUCGCCGCUGGCCAAAAUGAGCAGCAGCAGCAUCCCUAGUUUGGCCGAGUACUUGGAGGCAACCAAAUCGAAGGCGGCGGCCGCAGCCGCAGCUGCAGCGACGGCCCAAACAGUCGUGGCUGUUCCACCUGCAAACUCAGCCGCAACAGCAACAAUUGCCAUGACAGCUAACAAUGGGCUGGCAACAGCCCUGGAGAGCAUGCCGCCGCCAUCGACAACGCCGCUCAAGCUCUACACACGCACUGCCAGCCAUGAUCCUCGGUUAAAUCCCAUGCUGACCGUACCGGAGCCAGCGCCGAUGCCGAAACGCAAGCUUUCGAUUAGCGAAUACCGCAUGCGGCAUCGGCCCUCGGUCGACACUGCGCCCACAACUCCGACAACGCCCACAACACCAACGGAGCGCUGCUUCGCCAAGCCGCAGACCAUUAACAAAUGCUCGCUGCAGUCGCCAGAACGCUACCAGGCAAUGCGUGAUCGACGCAAUUCCAUCAGCGUCCACCAGAAUCAGAACAACAACAGCAGCAGCAGCGGCGCCGACAAGAAUCAUCUCUACCAGCAACAGUUGCCGCAUCAGCAACAGCAACAGCAAUCCCCCUCGGCGCUCAAAGGCAACGCGAAGAACUCUGUGAUGAAUUCAGCAGCGGCGACGCUGAGCACGGUCAACAGCAUCCUGAGCACUGCUCACAAGCUGCACAUGUUCGAUGACAAGCCCAAGGGAGGCCACUUCAAUGCGGCACCCACGUUGCUGGAGCAACAGCAGGAGAAGAUGAGCGAACGCUCGCGUUGUCUGCAGCGCACGAUUUCCUGUGAUUCGCGUGUCAUUGAGCGCCUGGGCGCCGGUGCAACAGCUGGUGGCAACGCCAGUCUAGUGGACAAGGUGACUGGAGCGAGUGCCAGGCGUGAUGCAACAUAGAGGCUAUGAACAGGCAUUAAAUCAAAAUCAUAAAAGCAGCGGAUCCUUCGGAUAAACCGAAAAUCUGACCUCAACUCGAAUUAGCAAUCAAAAUCUGGAUAUUGAAAACAAUCGCUGGCGUACCAAUGAUAUAUAUUUAUAUAUAGAUAUAUACAUAUAUGUAUAUAUAUGUAAAUCAUAUAUAUGGUACGCGGCGCUCCUUAUUUAAACAAAUGUACAGCAAAUCCGGACAUAGAUAGACAAAAGCAGUCACAGAGAAAUUGAAACCUUAUUAUUUGUGUUGUAAACGGUAUAACUCGCUAUAAUUAAUACUACUUAAAUAUAAAUAUAUAUAUAUAAAUAAAUUAUUUAUAUAUAUAUUUAUUUAUAUAAAUAUGUAAUUGUUUUGAGUUUAAGAGAAGAAACGAUGACAAGAAUAUAGUGAAGAGCCUUCUGCUAACGUAAUUAGCAGUUCAACUGGUCGCGUUUUCUCGCAACAAUCGAUCAACUUAUCUAAUUCUACUCCAUAAAUAUGUAUCUUUAUAAUGUAGUAUAUAUAUAAAUACUAUAUGUAGCGCUAUAGACGUAUAUAAUGCUUAGACAUACAAAAGAAUCACACACAAACAAACUACAACUAAUUGAAAAGUUUAUCAAGCUGUAAGCAUUAGAUUUCCUUUUGUUUUUAAAAUAAUUAAAUGCAUAAUGUAUUAAUAUUACUUUAUACUUUAGCACUUUUAGUUGCGUAGACCUUCAAGAAUUUUUACAUUUAUUUAAACUUAUUGAAAUAUGCAAACAAAAACAAAAGCAAAGGCAACAACCGUGUACACAAAAUAUGAUUAUUGUUUUCUCUUACAUUUUUUUUCAUAGUCGUAAUUAAAAGAUUAUAUGAGAAUAAUAACACAUUUAAUAAAGAAAAGAAAGAAUUGAUAACAAUAUAACCAGGCUUAAAACGCAAGCAAUACUAUAAACCAAAAUAAAUGGAACUAAACUGUAAAUAGGAAUAUUGCCAGAGUAAAGAGCGAAUCGCAUAUUGUUAAAUAACUGUAUAUAGAAUCCAGAUUAAAUAAAAUUAAUCCGUUUCACCUCGAAACAACAAUGCUAAUGUAGUACGUAAGCUAAAAAUUGAAAAAAGAGUACAAAAGGCGAGUUAAUUGAACGUAAUUAAAUUUAAGCAAUGCCUAUAAAACCACAAAUUUAAAAUUUAUAUAUAU